Messenger RNA from Jatropha curcas, 1933 nucleotides. RefSeq names its product triacylglycerol lipase OBL1. Lineage: Eukaryota; Viridiplantae; Streptophyta; Magnoliopsida; Malpighiales; Euphorbiaceae. Gene Ontology annotation, molecular function: triacylglycerol lipase activity. The record is from RefSeq and is a predicted model, not a curated record. Gene Ontology annotation, biological process: lipid metabolic process.
UACCUAUAAAUACACUUAUAGUCCUCCUCUCCUUUCUCACGGUCUCACUCAAACUUGCACCUAGUCUCAAGUUCUUUGCUGAGAAAGAAGAGUGAUAAAACUACUGAGAAACCAAAAGCCAUGGCUACUCCAGCUACUGCUAGUGAUUUCUUUCCGAACUUCCUUAUAGUAGAUCCUCUUAAGGGAAGAAAAAGAGAUAUCGUUAAGUAUUUGGUAACCAAAAACACCAAGAGUGGAAUGAGCUUUUUGGAUAGUUCAGAGGAAGGUAUUAAGGGUGGUGCAGCAAAUGAUCAUAGGUGGAUUUUACUGGUUUCUAUUAUCAUUCGCAGGGUUCUUGCCUUUAUCAAUACUCCAUUGGAGUACCUUGGUUAUGUGGUUGAUUUUUUUCUCAACCUCUUUUCGCAAAAUGGUGGCGUUUGUGGUAUCUUCAGUAACGUUCUUCAUGGUAAGUUGAAGAUACCACGUAGAGGCUCGGAGAAUUUUAUAAGUUUCAUGGGACAAUUGGAUGGCCGAAUAGAUCUAUACAAGACUGCAAUCUUGGCAGAGAAAGUUGAUGAUUCUAUUUCUACAGAUGUCAACAACAUAAAAGCAGACUUGGGCAAUCGAUAUCUAAUGGAUCUUUGUAUUAUGGCUUCGAAACUUGCUUAUGAGAAUGAGAAAGUUAUCAAGAACGUUGUUGAAAGUCACUGGAAGAUGCAUUUCGUUGACUUCUACAACGGCUGGAAUGAAACCCAGAAAGAAUUCAACACCCAAGUGUUCAUAUUCUGUGACAAGCCUAAAGAUGCAAACUUGAUAAUUGUUAGCUUCAGAGGCACAGAAACAUUCAGCGCGCAAGAUUGGAGUACUGACUUUGAUUUCUCAUGGUAUGAGAUUCCCAAAGUUGGAAAAGUCCAUAUUGGAUUUUUAGAAGCAUUGGGUUUGGGUAACAGAGGAGAUGCUUCCACCUUCCAAACUCACCUUCAGAGAAAGCAUACAGGUUUAUUUAAUUUAAAUAGCGAAUCUGAAGGCGAAAUGCUGGAAUUGUCAAAAAAGUGUGCUUACUAUGCUGUGGAAUUAAAGCUCAAGCAAUUAUUAAAAGAGCACAAAAACGCUAAAUUCGUUGUCACUGGACAUAGCUUAGGGGGAGCACUUGCCAUAUUGUUCCCUUCCGUUCUUGUAAUACAGGAAGAGACAGAGAUGCUAAACAGGUUAUUAAAUAUAUACACAUUCGGGCAGCCAAGAAUUGGCGAUGUGCGGUUCGGUAAUUUCAUGGAAGCUCAUUUGAACUAUCCAAAUACUAGAUAUUACAGAGUUGUUUACAGUAACGACCUGAUACCUAGAGUGCCUUUUGACGACAAAAUCUUCGCCUUUAAGCAUUUCGGAACCUGCCUUUACUAUGAUAGCCGGUAUUUCGGCCGAUUUGUGGAUGAGGAGCCAAACCGGAAUUACUUCGGGUUGAAGCAUUUCAUACCUAUGCGAAUCAAUGCACUAUGGGAGCUCUUUAGAAGUUUUGCGAUAAGUCACAUUCAUGGGCCAGAUUAUCAGGAGACUUGGCUCAGCACAUUUUUGAGACUAAUGGGACUUGUGGCUCCUGGUGGUGCUGCUCAUAGUCCUGUUGAUUAUGUUAACUCAGUCAGGCUUGGAAGAGAGCGUGCGGCUCCUAUGGCAACUUUAAAAAGUUUUGCUCGCAAAUGAUAAUAUCGAAUUGCAGUGGUCUUCCCAGCUCUUCAAUCAUUUGAUACUUGGAUUCACUCUUUCAUAAAUGAUCACUAUUCGUCAGAUUCAAUAGAAUUUGAUCGAUCCUCAGUUUUCUAUAUCAUCAAUCAUCAUUAGGUCAAAAGUUUAAUGUAGCACAAUAGUGCAAAUUAGAGUUAUUUAGCAAAGUUAUUUAUGUUAAGAUAUUGGUUGUUGGGUCAGAAUAAUAAAUAUGAAUAUCUCUUUCAAUUUUCAUUAA